Messenger RNA from Bombyx mandarina (wild silkworm), 1234 nucleotides. It is a transcript of the gene vib, whose product is annotated as phosphatidylinositol transfer protein vib. Gene Ontology annotation, molecular function: phosphatidylcholine binding; phosphatidylcholine intramembrane carrier activity; phosphatidylinositol binding. Gene Ontology annotation, cellular component: cytoplasm. The record is from RefSeq and is a predicted model, not a curated record. NCBI's taxonomy places the organism in Eukaryota, Metazoa, Arthropoda, Insecta, Lepidoptera, Bombycidae. Gene Ontology annotation, biological process: phospholipid transport.
CUGAAGCAUGCGCCUUGUCAUUUUCAUUGGUCGGCCAGUCAUAGAUUAAAAUUAAAAUAAUCUGCCAAUAAUCUGGUUGCCGCUCAAUUCUAGUCUGUGAUAAGCCUAUUUUAAUGUGUUAGUGGAUAGUUUCAUGUGCAUUUAAGUGAAAAAAUUAUUGAACAUGAUUAUCAAAGAAUACCGAGUCACACUUCCUCUAACAGUUGAAGAGUAUCAAGUGGCCCAGUUAUACUGCGUGGCGGAGGUCUCCAAAAAUGAAACCGGCGGAGGUGAAGGCAUAGAGGUCAUAAAGAAUGAACCGUUCAAAGAUUAUCCACUGCUCGGUGGAAAAUACUCGUCUGGACAGUACACGUACAAGAUCUACCAUCUGGCGUCCAAAGUUCCGGCCUUCAUCAGGCUACUUGCUCCGAAAGGAUCUCUCGAAGUACACGAAGAAGCGUGGAACGCCUACCCGUACUGUAGAACAGUGCUGACGAAUCCCGGUUACAUGAAGGAAAACUUCGUUAUAUGUAUAGAAUCGCUGCAUUUACCGGACGCCGGCGACCAAUACAAUGUCCAUGAGCUGCCGCCUGAGAAACUAAAGACCCGCGAGGUGGUCCCCAUAGACAUAGCGAAUGACCCCCUCCCGUCGGCCGACUACAAAUCGGAGACCGACCCGACCAAGUUCAAGUCUACGAAGACUGGCCGCGGACCGCUCGUCGGGCCAAACUGGAAGAACGACGUAAAACCGGUCAUGACGUGCUACAAGCUCGUCACGGCCGAGUUCAAAUGGUUUGGUCUCCAGAAUAAGGUAGAGAAUGUCAUCCAGAAAUCGGAGCGACGAUUGUUCACAAUCUUUCACAGACAAGUGUUCUGUUCGAUGGACGACUGGUACGGAAUGACGAUGGCCGACAUCCGAGCUAUCGAGGACCGCACCAAGGAGGAGUUGGAGAAGCUGCGGCGCGAGGGAGAGGUGCGCGGCAUGCGGGCCGACAACGAGUAGAUAGACGCACGGCGCCCGCACCGCACCGCACACACGAGAGCUGAUUGAAUUAUGAAUUCAACUUGGUUACUUAGGUACGUUGACUAAAUAUUCCUGUGAGUAUAGUACAUUAUAUUAAUGAGGCCUAUAAAACCAAAACGCAGCUAAAUCCAAUUCUGUCAAAUAUUCAGGUAAACUACAAAUAACGUCCUAAACACGUCAUUACGGAUCCUCCCGAUCCACCGAAGUACUGCUCUUGCUAGGGCCAGUGUU